GUGUCGUUUUACAAUACACCCACCCACAGCCGAAGAGUAAAACGUAAAAUCUCCUCUCUGUUUCCGACUCCACUUUUUCCACCUCUUUAGCUCUUCUCGCACAGUCGAAGGCUCUCGUGAUCUAGCAUUAUCCUUCCUCUCUGCUCUCUCUACCCUCUCUCACGGCCUCGCCUUCACCCAAUUGGGAGUCGCCCUCCAUCACAUUCACUGCUGUCUGCUUCCCUCUCGGACACUCGGUCCUCCCUUUUCUCUUUUCUCUCAUCUCUCUUCGUGGUCCUCACUGUCGCUGCGUCGCACUCAAUCUCACUCACUCAUCUUGGCUCAUUGAUCAACUGUCUCGGCCUGUCCAUUGGAUUAAGAUUUGAAGGAAGAAAAGCUAUCAGUUUGAGGAUCAAAACAUGUCAGCACUCUUCAAUUUUCAUUCGUUUCUUACGGUUGUGCUAUUGGGAAUUUGUACUUGCACUUUUGUGAAGAUGCACUUUCCAGCAAUCCUGGAACAGAGAACAGGGUUUCGAGGGUUUUUCUGGAAGGCAGCCAGAAUAGGUGAGCGGUUGAGCCCCUGGGUGGCUGUGGGGUGCUUCACAAUGGGUGUGUCGAUAAUAUUUUUCUGAGGAAGAAGAAUCUUAUUUGUGUAUUUGGAAGUAAGCUCCGUUUUUUAUUUGUACGGGUAAAUAUGCCACUCAUUGGAAUUUGAUGUCAUUCAAAUCAUUUCUGUGAUAAGAAGUGUAUUGAUAACCAUUGUUUCAUUAUGAUAUUAUGAACUUGUUUUGAAGGCAUUCUUUGGCAAAAAUGUUUGUUGUUGAUUAUAUUAUUUAAAAUAUGACUACUAGAUUACUGGA
Hevea brasiliensis (rubber tree) is the source of this 839-nucleotide messenger RNA. RefSeq lists its product as uncharacterized. The record is from RefSeq and is a predicted model, not a curated record. NCBI's taxonomy places the organism in Eukaryota, Viridiplantae, Streptophyta, Magnoliopsida, Malpighiales, Euphorbiaceae. Bases 399 to 611 code for a protein of 70 amino acids. The transcript is spliced from 5 exons. Gene Ontology annotation, biological process: protein secretion; intracellular transport.